Messenger RNA from Monomorium pharaonis (pharaoh ant), 3088 nucleotides. It is a transcript of the gene Hira, whose product is annotated as protein HIRA homolog. Gene Ontology annotation, molecular function: nucleosome binding; protein binding. The coding region runs from base 337 to 2931 and encodes 864 amino acids. The record is from RefSeq and is a predicted model, not a curated record. The transcript is spliced from 11 exons. Gene Ontology annotation, cellular component: HIR complex; nucleus. Gene Ontology annotation, biological process: regulation of DNA-templated transcription; DNA-templated transcription; chromatin remodeling. NCBI's taxonomy places the organism in Eukaryota, Metazoa, Arthropoda, Insecta, Hymenoptera, Formicidae.
AUGCGCUAUGGCUUCUGCAUUCUGCCUUAUGGCUCCUGUAAUUUUAUGUGUUUCCACCUUAAGAAUACCUACUUUUCUAGUGCUCUAAUAUGUCUAUGGUGGCCUCUCUCAGUUAUAUAUGUGUUUUGUGUAAGGGGGUUUUUUAGAGGGUUAUUCUCCCUCGGGUGAGGUGGUGUGUGUUUUGUGUAUGAUUAUGUGAGGUUAUGUCUCGUACGAAUUUUUAAAUUAUGCCGGGAUAAUUCUUUAUCAGGAUUUUACAUAGUUCUAAAAUGUAACAAGAUUCAAGGAUUGCUUAUGCAAGUUGUAACAGUGACAUAGCCCCGGACGACAAAAAAAAUGAAGCUGGUUAAGCCAAAUUGGGUUACUCACGAUGGGUACCCGAUAUUUUCUAUCGAUAUACAUCCCAAUGGGAAAAGAUUUGCCACCGGUGGUCAAGGUGGCGAUUCAGGAAGGGUUGUUAUAUGGAAUAUGGAACCAGUGGUUGAUGAGGCUGCAGAAUUAGACUCUAAUGUUCCAAAGAUGCUUUGCCAAUUGGACAAUCAUCUUGCAUGCGUAAAUUGUGUACGAUGGAGCAAUAGUGGACUGUUAGCAUCAGGUGGAGUAGACAAACUUAUUAUGAUUUGGAGAUUAUCUGGAUCAGGGGGAAGUUCAAUUUUUGGUGGAAAGGCGAGUGUGGAGACUUGGCGAUGUAUCGCGACGUUACGUUCACACGAGGCUGAUGUACUUGAUCUUGCGUGGGCACCGCACAGUCCAUGGUUAGCUUCUGCCUCGGUGGAUAACAGCGUGAUAGUAUGGGAUGCCUCUAAAUUUCCUGCAGUGGUCGCUGUAUUAAAAGGCCAUACAGGUUUUGUAAAAGGGAUUACUUGGGAUCCCGUGGGAAAAUAUCUGGCAUCCCAGUCCGAUGAUAAAACACUGAGGGUAUGGCGUACCACGGAUUGGACAGAAGCAGCAUUGAUAUCUGAGCCUUUUGAUGAAUGCGGUGGUACAACUCAUGUUCUGAGACUCUCUUGGAGUCCGGAUGGUCAGUAUCUAGUAUCCGCCCAUGCUAUGAAUGGAGGAGGACCUACGGCUCAAAUAAUAGAGAGGGACGGAUGGACACAAGAUAAGGACUUUGUUGGCCACAGGAAAGCAGUGACUUGCGUUAGGUUUAAUGGUAAUAUUCUACAGAAGAAGCAACCAGGUUCCUCUAAACCACAACAGUAUUGCUGUGUUGCAAUAGGAUCACGAGAUCGUUCUUUAUCUGUUUGGUUAACAUCUUUAAAAAGACCGUUGGUCGUAAUUCACGAGUUGUUUACACAUUCUGUAUUAGAUGCUAGUUGGUCACCUUGUGGUCUUCGUCUUGCUGCAUGUUCUUGGGACGGGACAGCAGUAUUUAUUGAAUUCACUCAACAAGAAUUGGGACAACCUCUUGAUCCUGCUGAACAAAGUAGCUUACAUGAACGAUUGUAUGGUAAACCAUUGGUUCAAGGAGGUUGUAUGGUAAUGGAAGCACCAGAACUCCUUAACUUGAAACAACCGGUGUUGAAUCAGUCCUCUCAAGUGUCAUCUGCUCCUAGUAUUUCCCCUACCAUCAACUCCGUGACCACUCCUGUUAAGGGACCUAUUAAUAAACAAAUUGAAACAAGAACUUCAGAUGGUAAAAGAAGAAUUACUCCCAUGUUUAUUCCACCACCAGCAGAUACAGAUACAAAUAUCAGUGGUAGUUUAGGCACACCAACGUUUACGAGUAAAGUACAAACCAAGAGUUCAAUCGUGAUAGAGAAACGUAACGACGUAGUCGCGCCCAAUGUCACUUCAUCAUCCAUAAAACCAGUUACCGCUGAUACCCCAGGAUCCUCGCUUACAUUGAAACGCAAGGAACCAACGAUACUAAAGGUACACCAUUCCUCGCCAAAUAAGAAGCCCAAAUUCGUGCCCGACAGGAAUAUAGGUCAGACGUUACUGCCACCUCUGAAGCCGUCUAGCUCGUUAUCCCAACAGGCGGGUCAUUACGCUGUGACUGUCACCAAUAGCCAGGGCCUAGCUCAUUUACAAGUGUUCAAAGGCACAGAUUCUGAACCGACGUGGGAUCUUUAUUUAGGUUACAGUGCCGUGGCAUUGGCGGCAUCGCCGGCUGUGAUAGCCUUGGGGUUGGAAGAUGGGAGUCUCCACACAUUUCAUCCUGCGAAGGGAUGCCGACCAGCACCGCCACUGGCGCCACCGGCACCCUUGGCGAAAGUUCACGCUGUUGGAAACGCGGUGAUGGUGAUAUCAAGUUGUGGUGCAGUUCGCGUAUGGGAAAUAGGAAAUACAUGCAGAAUGAUUGUUUCAACUUCGGCUGCUCAUUUAGCGACGCCUGGAACGUCCCUAUUGUCAUGUACCUUGUACAAUGGGAUGCCUCAUGUAGCAUUUACUAAUGCACGAGCAUAUAUAUAUCAUAAGGAUAUGGGAACAUGGCUAUUAAUUGGAGAUAGUCAGGAUCCUGUGUGGCGAUGGUCAUCAUUCAAUGUACUGAGCACUUCUGGCAGUAGAGCGCCUAGAGGACCUUUAUCGUCACUGCAAGAAGGACUGCUCAGAACCUCCGGAAAUACUUUACCAAACCCGCGAUUACCGCAUAGCGCACCAAGCGUAGUUUCUUAUUUGGAACAACAAUUACUUACAUCUAAAGCUCUUGGAAGUGCCCAAGAAUACGUUCAUUGGCUCAUGGCAUUAGUGUCAUUCUUAUUAACGCAAGAUGGUUUGGAGAAACGUCUGAGGCUUAUUUUGGAUGAUCUUUUGGGCCCAAGUCAUACGUCAGCUUCCAAAAGUAUAUGGGAGCCUGUUAUUUUGGGAAUGAAGAAACAUAAACUUUUGGGCGAUGUACUAGCCGUAGUCGGUGGCCAUCUUCGUUGGCAAAGGUUGUACCUUGAAUAUUCGGAGCAAUUAACGGCACUGAAGAAUCAAAUUAAUUAACGAUUCAAUACAGUGCAAAUUUAUUAUACCAAAAGCAUCAUCUUUUUUUAUAAUAUCUUGUAUAUUUCUAAAGAAUAUGAUCAUAAAACUGUACAGUUUUUAUAACAUUUGUGAUUUGAAAUGUAUGAUAAUGAAUAAACAAUUUUUAGUAUCUUAA